Molecule: messenger RNA, 2451 nt
Organism: Caenorhabditis elegans
Lineage: Eukaryota; Metazoa; Nematoda; Chromadorea; Rhabditida; Rhabditidae
Gene: F14B4.1
Product: EGF-like domain-containing protein
Exons: 15
Coding region: 145-2313 (722 amino acids)
Biological process (GO): animal gross anatomical part developmental process; system development
Cellular component (GO): membrane
Molecular function (GO): calcium ion binding
Source: RefSeq, marked reviewed
UGGAAGAAUAAUUUUGGGAGUAUUUGCACACGACAACCGGUAGAAGAAGUUCCACCCCUCAAUGUUAUUCUCUGCGUCUAACUGACUCCAUCUCUCUAAGUUUGAAGAAUACCUUAUAAUCUCACUUGAAUAUUGUGAGUUGUCAUGAAAUUACUCUUGCUACUCUUAUUCUCUUUUCCAGUUUUUAUUUAUAGCGAAGUAAAUCAUGCAACACCCCUAAUACUUCCUCAUCGAAAUGAAGAUCCAGUAUUUGUCCUCCUAUCCUCAACACCAUCAACACUACCAACAACAUCAGCUCCACCACCACCAUCCAUUCCGAUUCUAAAGCCAGAUGCAUCACCGUGUGAUCUUAUUGAAGAAGCAGCAGCACUUCACUGCAUUGGACCACUUGUUGACUAUGCUGCCGAUCUGACCAAUAAUGUACUUCAUCCACCACUUAGUGAUGUUGUAGAGACUUGUGCCAAGUACAAUCAGUAUAUGAUGUGCACACAGGGUGUUCGACCAGAUUGCAGACAAUCCCGGGCGCCAAAUAUUGAAUUCAUGUAUGAAACGAUUUGUGAGCCGAAGUUUGCAGCAAUCAUGAAGGAGGAGCAGGCAUGCCUUUUGGAGGUUGAAAACGACAAGAACGUAAAGGAGUGCUUUGUGAACAAAACCAACACUUUGAGGGACGAGACGCCAGACACUGUGUCUAACCCAACACAAAACUACGAAUGUACAGUAAUCCAAGCGUACGUCGACUGCUUGAUUGAACGGGAGGAGACAUCGUGUCGAGAUGCGGAGAAAAUAGAAAUCUCCUUUUUAUCAAUGUUAGCUAAACGGAAUUCGGAAUCUAGAUGCGAAUUGAACACCAAUGCAAUAAAGUCACGACCAAAAGCUCAACCUCUGGAGGAAUGCGACACACAAGGAAAUUGCAAAUGUAGAUUACCCGGUUAUUAUUAUGAAGCAGCCAGGAAGAAGUGUCUAGAUGUCGACGAAUGUGAAUCUUUAUCCUCUGCAUGCUCUCAAAAGUGUGUUAAUCUUCCUGGAACAUUUGAAUGUACUUGUGAUCCACGAACGUAUAAAUUGGCAACUGACAAUAAAACUUGCGAAAGAAUUGAUCAAUCUCCAAUGUGGCUAUUCUUUGCACAUGGUCAAAGUGUAUGGAACAUUUCAACUGAUGGAAAAUCAUUCCAAUUACAACGUGCCGGAUUACAAAAGACUGCAAUGAUUGAUAUUGAUGUGAAAGAGAACCGACUGUAUUAUGCAGAUAUUGGAGCAAAUGUAAUUGAAAGAAUGAAUAUCGAAGGAACAUUCCCACAGGCAGUACAAAGAUUUGAUGUUGACGGAUUAGAAGGUAUUGCAGUUGAUUGGAUUGGAAGGAAUUUGUACAGUUUGAGAAGAGAAGACAUACUCGUUCAAAGUCUCGAUGGCCGAUUCCGUCAACCCCUGUAUAAGAAUGUUAUGACGCUUCCGAGAUCAAUCACUCUACAUCCAGCUAAAGGAAUUAUGUUUGUCACUGAUUGGUCUGCAAAUGCAUUCAUUGCUGCUGCUUCAAUGGAUGGUUCUCAUUUCCGAAAAAUUAUAACCGAACGAAUCACAUGGCCAAAUGCCGUUGCAGUUGAUAUUUUUGCCGAGAAAAUCUAUUGGGCUGAUGCAUUUUUGGAUACUAUUGAAUCUGCUAACAUGGAUGGAACUGGAAGGAGAGUAAUAAUUGCUGACGCAGGAUCAGUUCCACACGUCUUUGGAUUAGCAAUAGCUGAUGAUUACCUAUACUGGACCGAUUGGACAUACCGUGGAAUUUUAAGAGCAAAUAAGCACAACGGAGAAAAUAUCACAGUUUUGGCACAAACCGCUCUUCUCCCAUAUUCCCUUAAAGUCUUCCACAAAUCCCUGCAACCCGAAGAGACGUCGACAUGUGAGACACGAGGGUGUGACCAGUUGUGUUUGUUAGGGGAGAACGGCGCGGCAACAUGUGCUUGUGGAGAAGGGUUUGACCUUCUCAACGAUGGAAAGAAAUGUAGCUCGAACUGUAGUGAAUCACAAAUCGAAUGCGGUGGAGCUGAUCCAAAAUGCAUAUCAAAGAUAUAUCUUUGCGAUGGUCUUGCUCAAUGUUCCAAUCAAGCAGAUGAAGAAAAAUGCCCACCUAGAAUCUGUCUUCCUGGUCAAUUCCAAUGCCACGACAAUCAUAAAUGCCUUCCACCAGGUGGUCUCUGUGAUAAAGUCACCGAUUGUUCUGAUUCUUCUGAUGAAAUAUAUUGUGAAUACCAAAAAACAACAGAAAAGGGACAAUUUGUUCUGAAUACGACAAAAGGAAAACAUUCAAUAAGGAAUUGAAUUUCGGAUUCUUCGAUUUUUACUUUUGUGAAAUUUUAAUUGUUAUUUCCGAUUCUCAGGUCUCAUUUAUUUUUCGGAGAUUACCACAAAGUACUUAUUAUUUAUGCCUACGUAUUUAUAAUAAAUACUAUUUUUUUC